CUCUCUCGUGUGUGUGUGUCGGGUUUGAACAUGGUGUUGAGAAUAAGAAGCACUGUAACAGAUAUUCAACGUCUUUUUCUCUUGGUACUGUAUAUUCACUUGCUAUCAGCUCUGGGGGAGUCACCUGCAAAGCUAGUGUAUGGAAAAGAAGGAGAGUCGAUUACAUUCCAUCUGGAGAAACAUCCAGAACUGCCCUUCCAAGAUUUCUACUGGACUUUCUCCGACGAUCGUUUGGCGGUCUGCGAUCUAGACAAGUGCAUCAAUUACUCAGAGAAAGCAAGUAUCUGCAAUGUCACGUUUUCGCUAGAGCUGAAGAAUGUUGCCCGGGAUAAUGAUGGAGAGUAUACAGCUGUCCUCGUUGCGGAAAAUGGGGAAGUACAACACAUUUCAACUCAUCGCCUAAUCGUUCAAGCUCCUGUCUCUAAACCUGUGAUCCACUCCUCUAUGGCUUCCAGCCUCGAUGGAAGAUGCAAUGUCACUCUGAAUUGUACUGCAGAGAGGGGGACGAGCAUCUCAAUACAGUGGAGCUGGACUGGAAUUCAUCACACAGUGAUCAGUGCUUACAAUGGGAGUCUGUUGAUGGUUUCCCUGGACCCCAAUGCAGAUGGGUCCUUCACUUGCAAAGCACACAACCAGGUCAGCAACUCCUCAGAAAACGUACCAGUGGAGAAAAUCAAAUGCAACAACAACUGGGAUACUGCAAUCUUGGUAAUAAUCAUUGUGGUGAGCCUUGCUGCAAUGCUCCUGGCUGUCACUAUGGUUAUGAGGACUUUUCAAAAGCGCAGAAGAGGAUCGUUUAACCUGCAAAACAAUCUGGGUAGGGGCGGAGUUUCUUGCUGUGCAGAGACAGAGAAAACAAGCCCUUGCCACAAAACAUCUUCUAAACCACAACCAUGAUAACGGGACUGCAAGAUGCGAGGAGUUUUCAUUGUCACACAUAGUUACUUAGUAUUUAAUAAAAAUGAUCUUUAUUUUUAUAUAGCGCCUUUCAUUGACGACCACCAUCAUAAAAUGCUUUACAAGAGACUAAGGUGUAUGAGCUAUGCAUCAGCUGCAGGGUCACUUACAUCAAUGACUCACCCCAAAGACGAAGCACAAGGAGGUUCAGUGA
Molecule: messenger RNA, 1111 nt
Organism: Polyodon spathula (Mississippi paddlefish)
Lineage: Eukaryota; Metazoa; Chordata; Actinopteri; Acipenseriformes; Polyodontidae
Product: SLAM family member 5-like
Exons: 5
Coding region: 31-897 (288 amino acids)
Source: RefSeq, a predicted model, not a curated record